Orbicella faveolata is the source of this 1454-nucleotide messenger RNA. RefSeq lists its product as uncharacterized. NCBI's taxonomy places the organism in Eukaryota, Metazoa, Cnidaria, Anthozoa, Scleractinia, Merulinidae. The record is from RefSeq and is a predicted model, not a curated record.
GUACUCUUUAUGUUUUACGUUUACUUUUUAAAAUUUGUCCACUUAGAUGGUGCCGUUGCUUGCUUGUUUGUUUGUUUGUUUGCUUUUCUGUUUCUUUGUUACAGAUCUUUUUUCUAGAAGAUUCCUUACAAAAAAAUACUCGUAAGGUACCGGAUUUUCAAUUUCUGCUUUUAAAAUUAAACAAGAGUUGUUGAACGACGGUUGAACGAAUACCAACGAGGUCAAUUAAGUGAUCGAAUUGCGUGUACCAUAAACAUCAUAAGUUUAUGUUAACCGAAUUUAACAUUACACUGAGAAACGUGCAAUGCAAAGACGCAACUGGUGAACUAUCCCGGCUAUAUUUAAUGAGGAGAUAUCAACCUAGGUAGGCAGGCCGACCCAUUUAAUUAUUUUUCACACCACAGAUAUGAAAACUUACCCACCUGCAUCAUGUACUACUUUUGACCAAGGUUCUAUCCUCAUUUAUUUACCAUUUCAGAUCGACAAUCUUGACUCUGACACAAACCAGUUGUCAUCAGUUCUAGGAGCAACACGAAGCAACCUCGAUAAGCUCAACGGCACAUUGGUUACUACUACACUAGAGGUACAAGAUGAUCUCUUAACACUUAAGAGAAGUUUAAAUUCCACCGAUGAAAACCUGAAAUCUUCAGUUGGCAACUUACAAAACGUCAUUGGCAUGUUAAACACAACUUUUUCAGACCAGGUACAAGAGUUAGGGCAGGAGGAUAAUAGACUUCAAAGUGACCUGAAAGAAGUCAACACUACUGCUCUUCAGCAGGUGAGGUACCGAUAACCGAGUGACUGAUCUAUUAAAUAUAGACUAGUAUUGUUUGAAUUUACGACCAGAAGGCACGCGCGCGAAAAUUACACUCCUAGGAUGAAAUGUAGGUUCCAUGCUAGCCAAUAGGAUUGCAAGUUUGCCAACAGGUACUGGGUUUUGUUUUUCCAGUAGCAAUUUUCUAAAAGUAGUUUGAUACAAAACAAUAUUAAAUUUAAAUAGAGUACUGCUUUCCAGGAAUAAUCAUAGAGGGGCCAAGCAGUCAAGCAAUGUAAGGUAUACAAAGGGGUGUAAGAUGAAAUAUUGAUAUGUGAAGACUAAGAUGUAAUAGUAUGUAAUAGUUUACAAUUAAUCACUGGUCUUGAGUGGAAAAGUUAUUUUUCUUUUCCCGAGAAUCUCGAUGUUUCGUGAGACGGAGGCGAAGGAAACAUCGAGUUUCGAGGUAAAGCAAAACUGAUUGUUUCCCUAAGGACCAGCGAGUAAGUGAUUUGUUAUAUAGUUGGAGUUUAGGGCAAAGUUGUAUGGCAAGCAGUUAGUGGGAGAGCAGGCGACAAUUACUUUAUUGCUGUCCAUUUUUGUCCGGUGACCAUAAAUCAAUCAGUGAGAGCGGGCGUUAGAUUCGACUAAACUCCAGCUACAAUCUUGGACAGAAGUCUUGGGACACUUAUGCAAUUUA